Saccostrea cuccullata (small rock oyster) is the source of this 2620-nucleotide messenger RNA. RefSeq names its product zinc finger protein 354C-like. Lineage: Eukaryota; Metazoa; Mollusca; Bivalvia; Ostreida; Ostreidae. The record is from RefSeq and is a predicted model, not a curated record. Bases 18 to 2273 code for a protein of 751 amino acids. The transcript has 2 exons.
GGGUUGCAGAAAAAGAAAUGGCAAACAUAUUUGCCAGCGUUUGGGUUGAGAUAUCACCACUCUGCAUUUCAAACUUUGUAAAUACUGAAAUUAAUUUGGCCAAAAUAUGCAAAAUCACCGGUACAAAGAUUGUCAACAUGUUUGACAAGACAACAGUCCAGGGACAAUGGCACCAGAUUCUGAUGCUACACAGACUACUGGCGAAAAACCGGAUCAAGAAAGCCGUUAGAAAGGAAACGUUGUCCAAAGCAUUGCUACAGAAAUACAGGCUACAAAGAAAGACUCGAAAUCUGAUAACUCUCAAAGAACAUGGCAAAACAAAGGAUGUGACAAACAGAGAUGGAGCUUCCUUCGAGUCGAAACCAGAGAAAGAUAGGAGUUUGGAGGAGUGUGUAGCGUUUUCAAAUGAAAAUGAUACUUUUAGCAAGGAAUCCUGUGAAGAUCAAACAAACGAAGCUUCAGUUUUGAACUUUCAACAUGUUAAUGCAAGAGAUGCGAAGAUUCCAUCAGACAACAAUGAUAUACAGGAUCCCCAAAACACACUUGAAGGUGUAGAUAGCGUCAGUGGUGGUAAUGAUGCAGUGGACAUCACUUUGUCAACAGAAGCAAAGAUAACAAAACAAUUGCAGAAACAAAAGACUCCGGUUAACUUUAAAUGUUCCGUAUGCGACUUUAAAAGUAAUCAUAAGAAUUCUGUCAGGGAUCAUGAAUUACGAGUUCACUUUGCUUUACCAGAAAAAUGUAAACUUUGUGAAAAAGUAUUUUCUAGCCAUCAACACUUAGGGAGACACAUGCUUUCUCACAAAAACUCACAGUUUAUUUGUGAUGUCUGUGGGAAAAUAUACAAGUCUGCAAGAACUUUGGAGAAGCAUAAAAAAUCACACAACAUUGAUUAUAAAAUACCACAACUUGAAUGCAUACACUGUAAAAAAUCAUUUUCUUCAAAGGCAGUGUUGCAAAAUCACAUAGAAACUCAACAUGCAGGGAAAAAAUCUUCCUUUCUAUGCUCCACGUGUGGAAAGGUAUUCACUCGAAAAUAUUCUUUACAGCAACACCAAAUUGUUCACUCGGGAUCCAGACUUUAUUGUGAUGUUUGUCAGAAAUCGUUUUCUAGUGAAUCAUCCCUCAGGGACCACAGAAAUAUUCACACGGAUCUAAAAUCGUACAAGUGUCAAAUUUGUUCAAAAACAUUCAACCAAAGAACAACAUUACAAAAACAUUCAAAGAUUCAUUCAGUAGACAAAUCAUUUAAAUGUGUGGAGUGUGGCAGAGGUUUUACCCAGAAACAGGCUCUCCAGAGACAUGAACGAUUUCACAAGGGACUUAAGCCAUUUACCUGUAAAAUUUGCCAAAAAUCUUAUGGUGAUGCAGCAAUCAUAAGAAAGCACCUGAUUGUUGUUCAUAAAAUCCAUAAAGAUGCCAUGCAUUGGAAAGAAGAUAUAGUGCAAAACGAGUAUGACAAUUCAUUUGAUACUGAGUAUAAUACAUGUAAUACAAGUCACACAGAGAGAAAUGAAACACAAAUUCCAACAUAUGGAUCUUAUGAGGGCAAUGAAAUGAUUCCUACAGAGAAUUUAAAUGAAAUGCAGAUUUCGCUGACUGCUGAACACAAUGCUAAAUCUGUCCCAGCUCAUCCUGAAGAUUUAUCAAUGUCCUCCCAGGAAGUUCACCAAAUCCAGAGUCAAAUGCAUCAGCUACCAAUGUCUAUGUACUCCCAAACUCUCUACAGUGAACAUGUGGAUCCAACAGGAGUGGAUCCUAGUGUUUAUCCAUCUCAACAUGACCUAAACUCAGUAUCCACAUAUCCUUAUCUCUCAUCUGCCCAGGGACAGCCUGACCAGAAUCUGGAAAAUAACCACAAUUCCACAAACCCGUACCUAGCAUCCACACAGCCAACAUCAGCAGACAACAUGGAGGAAAAUCCAGCAUCCUCCCACCCCUACCUCCCCACCCAGCCCCACCCCCCACCACACGAGGAAGACCACUCAUCCUCCCACCCGUACCUCCCCACCCAGCCACACCCCCCACCACACGAGGAGGACCACUCAUCCUCCCACCAGUAUAACGACUCCAUUCUGGACAUGAGUGGCACACAGAGACCAGAGGGACUAACACCGAAACGUCUACCUGAUACAGACGCUGCUGAAAAUUUGUCCUUAUCUACACUUUAUGCCUAUUACUCAAGCUUAGCUUCACAAUAUCUGAAUAUGUCGGGGUACCCUGGGUAUACCCAGCCACCAGAGGAACAACAACAGCCUCAACAAAAUGUGUAAAAUAUCGGAUAAAGACCAGCAGUCUCAACAAAACAUGUAAAAUAUCGGAUAAAGACCAGCAGUCUCAACAAAACAUGUAAAAUAUUGGAUAAAGACCAGCAGCCUCAACAAAACGUGUAAAAUAUCGGACAUACAGCAGCAUCCACAACAAAACAUGUAAAAUAUCGGAAAAACAGCAGCAUCCUCAACAAAACGUGUAAAAUAUUGGACAAACAGCAGCAGCCUUAACAAGACGUGUAAAAUAUCGGAUAAAGACCAGUAGCAUCCACAACAAAACGUGUAAAAUAACAGACAUUUCACAGCAUUUUGACAUAAGAUUCAUUUUUAGGUGUAUUAGUAGUUGAAUU